AUGGUGGACACAUCGCCCUUGGGGAAGACACGGCCGGAUCCCUUUCUCUUCCUACAACAUCCUUUGUGUGAUGUCCCGGUCGUGCAGCUGAACGACCUGGAUCGGCUCACUGAAAAGCGGUACAAGAGGCUUUUUUUCAUCGAUUGGCCCGGCGAGGGCUUGUUAAAAAGCAAGUUGUUGACCUCGUUGCAAAGCCUUUUGGACGGCAAGGUGAACUCAGGUGGCCCCUUUCGCUUGGUCUACCGGAACCAGGAUUUGGAGACGGACACGACCUUCAAAGCGGUGGCGCAGUUCUUCGGUCUUUGGCCGCAGCUCCCCAUCCGUGGCGCGUACAUGGGCGUCCUGAGACUCCGCUGGAGAGACACGGUGCUCUUCGUGGUGCCCAGCUCUUCUCUACUGGGGGGUGGACCCUUCCGCGAGGCGCUGCUACGCCCCGAAGAGGAUGCCGUGCACGAGGCAGUGAUGCCGGUGGUGCCCGGUCAGGUGGUGGAUCCUAUGUUGUUCCCACUGUCUAACCGUCCGGUGCUGCUGCCGGCGGGGGCGGAGCUCUUGGGCGCGGACCUGCCAGGCACCUCCUGCGAUGCCGUGUGCGAGGAAGCGGGCCUGGAAUGCCAUCCCGAGGAUCUUCCCUUCAUCAACAGCUGUCGUGCUCUAGAAGCUCUCAAUUGCAGGCGUUGUGAGGCAGAUGAGGGGCCAGAUCAACCAGCACAGGAGGUGCAGGGCGCGCGUGCGGGCCGAUGCUUGUACAACGGCAAUUUGGGCCGUUUUCCUUUGGCCUGUGGCGCCUCUCAUGUGGGGACGCGGCGCUUGUGUGUGUGUCGCGAGCGCAUCGCUUUGGCCGCCGUCGCGCAGACCACGGAGGCUACGAGCACUGAAAGGCCCAAAGCACCGGUGCUCGAGGCGCCCGUCACCGCUCCCCCCGCGCUGGAUGCGUUGCUGCCGCAGAACUUGGCGGUGCUGGUCUUGGCCAGUGGCCUGCGUCCUCGUUCCUUAGAGCGCUCCUUGCAGUCCUUGUCCCAGGCCUACGGAUACAACAAGCACAUGGUCUUCGUGUCGCAGGAUGGCGAUGGCGAUCAGGCCAAAAUCACGGCUCAGAAGUUCCGCGUCGGCUGGCAGCAGGUGGACACAGGUGUGAAGUCCGCCGGAGAGAAGGAGGCGCUGCACUACAAACUGGCCCUGGAGCACGUGGUGUCCGCCAAGGGCCCCUUUCGUGAUAAACCAGCGCUGGUGAUCCUAGAAGAAGACGUGGUUGUCUCGUACGACAUCCUCUUGUACUUCGGUCAGCUCCAAGCGGUGCUUCAGUGGGAGGACAUCUUCUCCGUGAGCGCCUGGAACGAGAACGCCUUGGGCCCCUACAGCUCCGAUCCGCACCGCUUGCUGCGCGUCGAUGCCUUCUCCAGCGUGGCUUGGAUGGUUUCCACGGAGCACCUGGUGCGCUCUUUGCUGCCACAAUGGCCUCGGAACUUCUGGCAGAAGCACUGGAGACGCUCUUCCUUCGGGCGGAAGCAGCAUAUCAUCCCUGAGAUGCCACGCGUGCGGGUGGAGCGAGCACAAGGGACGCCCCUAUCCAGUAUGGUGGUCCCGACCAGCUUCCGUGACAACUUGGCCUUGGCAGAUCUGGGAGACCUCCAUCGCCUCAGUUCGGAGGCGUAUAGCGCGAAGCUCGUCGAGGAGUUGCGCUCAGCCACCUUGGUUGAAGACCUUCGAGUUCUCCCUUCACCGCUCAAGCUGAAGGAGGAGCAAGGCAGUGAGGUCUCCAAUUGGCGCAUCCACUACGAGAGUGCACAGCCGGAGAGCGAUGGCACCUGGAGUGUUUUGGCUCGAUUUCUUCAGCUGCCGGAGGGCACUCAGCCACCACUGCUCCAGGGUGUGAUCAAGAUCCCAUGGGGUCGAGGUGUGUUGUUCUUGUUGGCCUCCUCGUCUUCCUUGGUCAUGCAGGCGCGCCUUCGCCCGCUGCCAGGAGAGGCGGUGCCACCCGAGGCUUUCCAAGAAGUCUCACGGCCGCUACUUCUCGCAGCCACCGGUGACGUGCUAGCCGCAGACAGGACCGGGCAAUCCUGCAGCGACUUCUGCGAGACGCGGGGAGCUUCUUGCGAAGCUUCGGAUCUCCUCUUUGUGAACCGCUGCGAGGCCAUGCGAGUGGCUCUCUUCUGCGAACGCUGUGAACGCAACCUGGGCUCCGACCAACCCGCCGUGGCCAGCCUUCGCAGCAGCCGAUCCUACGGGGCCUGUCUCUACAACGGCGACAUCUUGCAUUAUCCCAUCACUUGCGAGGCGUCUCAUCGCGAGACGCGGAGGUUGUGCGUUUGCCGCGCACCGCCGCGUGCUGGGCCGCGGCCGGCGGUCGAAGGUGAUGCCGGCACAACGCGGGUGCCGUCCGUAGUGUCCAAGAUGCUGCCGGGCCAAGCAGCUCAGGCGAGUGAAGCUGAGACAACGAGCGGAUGGGCAAACGAGCUUGGCACCACCAUUGCUCAAGACUCAUCAUCCAGCUCGGUGAGCGAGGCUGAGACUACAAUAGCUGCCAACUCCUCAUCGAGUUUUGCAAGCAAACUUGGCACCACCAUUGCUCGAGACUCAUCAUCCAGCUCGGUCAGCGAGGCUGAGACUACAAUAGCUGCCAACUCCUCAUCGAGUUUUGCAAGCAAACUUGGCACCACCAUUGCUCGAGACUCAUCAUCCAGCUCGGUGAGCGAGGCUGAGACUACAAUGGCCCCAGACUCAUCAUCGAGUUUGGCAAAGGAGCUUGGCACCACCAUUGCUCCAGACACAUCAUCCAGCUCGGUGAGCGAGGCUGAGACUACAAUGGCUGCAGACUUACCAUCGAGUUUGGCCCGCAGCAACGAGUCCACUCGCCUUCGGCUGUGA
Molecule: messenger RNA, 2865 nt
Organism: Durusdinium trenchii
Lineage: Eukaryota; Dinophyceae; Suessiales; Symbiodiniaceae
Source: the annotation of a GenBank genome assembly